Colletotrichum abscissum is the source of this 894-nucleotide messenger RNA. Its product is annotated as F-box domain-containing protein. The record is from RefSeq and is a predicted model, not a curated record. The transcript is spliced from 2 exons. The coding region runs from base 1 to 894 and encodes 297 amino acids. Gene Ontology annotation, molecular function: protein binding. Lineage: Eukaryota; Fungi; Ascomycota; Sordariomycetes; Glomerellales; Glomerellaceae.
AUGGACGCAAUGCACGACGAGAUGGCCCCAGAUCAGCUCCUCUCUUCGACCCGCCAGCUUGCUAUAUCACAUUCUUCUCCCGCAUUGUCUGUACCCGCCGGCGAUCAUGGCCCGGGCUACGCCGUUUCCUCCACUCAGCUCGACUCCACGUAUCCGGCGGUCACUGAUGCCCGACCAUGGCCCCAAGCAGCCGAUGGGGUUCGUGACGAUGAUUACUACUACCAUCAUCACGAACAGUACCUUCUCGAGGCCUCGUCAGCGUCUUGUCUGGCGUUGUUUCGGCCUCCAUAUCAGCCUACAGGCGCCAUUUCAGAAAUUCCAAACGAGAUCAUGCUGCACAUCCUUGGCUAUUUGGAUGUGAAUGAUCUCUUGUCAACUUCGAGGACCAAUCAUCACCUGCGUCACCUGUCCCUCUCGCCUAUUCUCCAUCACUAUCGGCUCCGUCACACGCGUGCCAUCCUGCCGCCGUUGUUAUCUUCCCCUUCCCGCCCUUCUCUAGCGGAGCUCAUCGCCCGCUCCAUCUUUCUGACUCACACAUCGGUCGUCUCGCGACGCCUUGCUCGCUCUCUGGUCUCCAUCCGACUGUCCCGCCGACUGGCCUCGCGGCCCUCGGCCGAAGCCCUCGUCAAGCGGGCUGUGCUCCCGCCGGAAUGUGUCCCCGGAAUGAGUUUGGUGCAAGUCGCGCCCGCUCUCGUUGCGAAGCGCCGCGCUAUUGAAAAGGAGAAGGUCAAGGAUGGCUUGAGAAAGUGGGUAGAGGGCGUGUGGAAGGGCGAGGUACGUCAGCGAGAAGAGGGUAUCAAGAAGUGGGAGGAGACCAAGGGCGUGGGUAGGGUCUGGCGGCUCCGACGAUUCUGGGAGCGUGUGUCGAGGGGCGACGGUGCCGAUCUCCGGUAG